Molecule: messenger RNA, 2974 nt
Organism: Annulohypoxylon maeteangense
Lineage: Eukaryota; Fungi; Ascomycota; Sordariomycetes; Xylariales; Hypoxylaceae
Product: Six-hairpin glycosidase-like protein
Exons: 3
Coding region: 214-2802 (862 amino acids)
Biological process (GO): carbohydrate metabolic process
Source: RefSeq, a predicted model, not a curated record
GGUUGUCUUACCUUUAACACUACCUAUUGAUAUAGUCUGCAGCCCUAUGAUCUAUAUCUAUAUAUACCCCUAUAUAUGAUCUAUACCUAUGAAUCUUAGAUCGAUAUUAAUGUCAUUUAGGUUGUUCCGAUUAAUUACCUUACAUAUCCUCCAAUUCAUGAAUGCAGACUUUCAUGCAUACCUACUAGGAUUUCUCGUAUCUUGGCCUGUAAUAUGGCGCGAACAUCUUAUAAUACCUUUGUUUCCCUUAGCAAAGCCGAUAGGAAUGGUUUGAACGAACCUGAAGGCCGAGCUGAGUUACUCCAACAUUCUCGUAAAGGGGAUACAGCGAAGGGGAAACAAUAUCGCCGGCCUUCCGACGAUGAUUACUUGCUGCUUAAAGUUACCGCUUUCCUCUCGGCCGUGGGGAUUUUAUGGGUGCUUGCACACACCAACCUCACGCAGCGAGCGCCUUCGCACCAAUGGAGUGGAGACAUUGAGGGCACUUCGUUCCUGGAUCACGAGAAGUCUAUUGGCACCUUUUCAGGCAAAUCGUUCUUGAGGCAUAAUAUUCCGUUCAUCGACAUCCCCGAUUCGCUCAUCCAAGAUGUUUAUUAUUAUAGGUGGACGUCUAUUCAGCGAAACCUCCGGUACAUCAGAGCCGGGACAGGUUAUAUGUGUACUGAAUUUGUCCAGCCAGUAGGCUACGCUCAAGCUUUUGGGUCCAUUGAUGCUGCUGCCGGUCACCAGAUCGACGAAUCAAGAUGGCUGAGGGACACCUUCUAUGGCGAUGAUUAUAUUCAGCUCUAUACUCGUGGGCCAGCUGAUGCGCUCCAAUACACACAAUGGAUCCUCGAUGCCACGAGUCGUCGAGCUAUGGUGACCGGAGAUUCUCAAUUUUUCUCAGCCCAGCUCAAUGACAUGAUCCGUAUAUGGCAUGAAUGGGAUCAGGUCUUCGACCCUGCUGCCGGAUUGUAUUACUACCAGCCUGUGUGGGAUGCGCAAGAAUUAUCUUUGCCAGGGUUUGUUGCUGACCCCAAUGGUACUGAUUGGACCCUGAGAAAGGAUGGCCCCGACACUUUUAGGCCUAGUCAUAACGCAUAUAUGGUAGCAAAUGCAAGGGCUAUAUCUAGAGCCGCCGUGAUUGCUCACGAUAGAUUUAACGAACAUUUAUUUUCUAAAUUGGCAGAUGACUUGGAGGCAGCCAUGUAUAAGCGAAUGUGGGCCCCUGAGCAGCAGUUCUUCAUGGACAUUAUUCGUCCUAACAACCCCAGUCUAACGCGCCUUACUGGUAGAGAACAAGUAGGAUUGUUCCCCUAUCGCUUCGGUAUUGGGUUGAAUGAGUCAUACACCCAGCCAGCUGUCGACGCGAUGUUUGACCCAGAGGGUUUUUUGGCCCCGUAUGGCCCGACUACGUUGGAGAUACGAGAUCCAUGGUUUAUGGCAGUGAGACCAGAUGACUACUGUUGCUACUGGAAUGGCAUGUCAUGGCCGUACUCAACAGGUCAUACUCUUAAAUCGCUCGCAGAAAUAUACCGCUCUGGGACUACUAAUGUUACCGCGGAACAGUAUUACCAAUAUCUUCAGAUGUAUGCAAGGACUCAACAAAAAAAUGGCCAACCGUAUGUUGCAGAGUCUCACUACCCUUUUUUGGAUACUUGGAGUGCCGAUGGUUGGAAUCACUCUGAGCAUUACGAUCAUUCGACUAAUAACGACGACGUUAUAACCGGAUUACUCGGGAUUAUCCCACAGCAGGGGAACACGUUGAAAAUAUCCCCCAUUGUCCCAAGAAGCUGGACGUAUUUUGCACUCGAAAAUCUACCAUAUCACGGCCAUUUAGUGACCGUGCUGUAUGAUAAACAUGGAUCGAGAUACAAAUCUGGACGUGGUUUAACCGUCUUCGUUGAUGGUAGGAAGGUGUACAAUGGCCACCAAAAGAGCGCCUUGAUACCGAUUCCUCCCCCGAUACCACCAAACGAGGCGUUGAUCAAUAUUGCAGCGAACCCUGCCGGGCCUAGCCAGUAUCCGACGGCCGAGGCAACCUUCACCAAUUCGGGAGAUUUUCAGUACAAAGCCAUCGAUGGGGUUUUAUUUUAUGAUUCGAUACCUGACAACAGAUGGACGAACUAUGGAUCACCCAAUACUAACGAUACUUUGACAAUCACCUUCGCCCGACCAAGAAACAUAACUUCCGUUACACUAGCGUUAUAUUCAGACAUUGCAAGAGGUGGAGGUGUAGAUGUCCCAGCUCGUAUAGAGAUAUACGGAUCUAAUGGCUUGUUAGUUAUGGUCAAUGACCCUUCCAGCCUACUACCGAAUGAUCGUAACGAAUUGAGGUUUGGCCAAGUUGAGACCCAGUUCGUAGCUGUUAACAUGUACCGAAAGUCAUCUAAGCUCUGGGUUGGUAUCUGCGAACUUGAGGUCUGGACGCCACCUAAUCUCGGCCCGGUCCACUAUGCGGCGGAUGCCUAUCUGACCGGGGGAGAGACAAAGGUGAUCUUCGACAACACCUCGACUACUACAUCUAAUGGUGCUGUUGUCGGGGGGUUGAAGUCGGACAGCAAUGUAGCAUUCUCUGGAAUCAUGUCCAACGGUGGCUGGACCACUGCCAUAAUAAGCUACUCCAAUGCUGGCAACACGACAGUAGAAAUGGGCAUCGAAGUUAAUCAAGUACCGCAGAAGAGGUUGUAUUUACCCCCGAGCAAAGGAAAAUAUGUGGACAUUACAGCUACCAUCGUAUUGGCUUCGGGAAAGAAUUAUGUUAGUAUAAGAGGGGGGUCAGAUUUCGUGGAUGCCAAGUUAGAGUCGUUAUCACUGUUUUAAGGGGUUAAUAGGUAUUUGGGAAAUCAUAAUUAAUUGGUUAGCUGUCGAUUGCUUGGAUAAACUUUCUAUUGUAUGGAUUAGAGAGUUAUGUAGCUGUGUAGGUAUGUACAAUGUAAGUAUCUACCUAGUAUGGAUAUAAUACUAAGUACGAAGUAAUAUAUUAUCAGAACCG